CAAUGCAAAUAUUUUUUUUUGCCAGAAAAUACAACAAACGAGGAUUUAUUUUACUUACAAGGAAAGAAGUUUGAACAGGAAACAAAUGUAGACACGCACGGCUCAGGUAACGACAAAAAAAUUAUCUUUGCUGGUUAUAUGGACUCCAGUAACACGCAUGAUGAAAAUCGUCCUUCGAAUGAUCCAGCUCAGUAUUCCAUUUUAUUUGAAGGUCAUAGGCAAUCCAACAGUGGAGAGCCAAGUCGAACCGCAUUAGAGGCGACGACAACUGAAAUUCCAAUCUCUUUGGCAACGCCAUAUCAGGUACAUUCAAAUGGCGACGCAUUAGAAAUAGUCAAUAGGGCCACCCAGUUUCACUCAGAUAAUGGGAAGAACGUUACAUCAGAGUUCGAUAACGAGCCGAAUCUUCCUAAAAUUAAAUCAGAGCUUAUAAAUGAGUCUACUGAAAGACCUCCUAAUGAACAGGAGUAUCAAAUUUCAACGACUGAAAGAGAGUUCAGAAUUGAAGAAAAACUGGCCACGGAAAUUGACGAUCCCAACGAGACAGGAGAAACCUCCAGCGACUUCACAACUAGUAAGCUUUGCUAUCAAACCAGGGGAACAUAUUUUGCCGUUAUGAAAUUUAUUCCUUUUUUUUGCAUUCAAGCUCUGGACUUAAUUAGCACAGAUGAAAUUCCCCCAGCUGCAUUUUUUAAACAAAGAGAGGAGAAAAAUGAAACGUCCAAAGAGAUGCUCAUUCUCUCGCCCCUCAUUACGGAUUCAGUCUUGACGGCAAACAGUUCUGAGGCGCAUGCUCUUAAAUCAGGUGACAGUAACUUUCAACUCAAUUUUAUUUAUUAA
Molecule: messenger RNA, 840 nt
Organism: Rodentolepis nana
Lineage: Eukaryota; Metazoa; Platyhelminthes; Cestoda; Cyclophyllidea; Hymenolepididae
Source: the annotation of a GenBank genome assembly